AUGAAGUCGCAACACGAGAUCAUGGUAGCUACGGAAAAAUCCCAUGACGAUAUAUGCAACGUCCAAGUUAGAGGUUCUCUUUAUAAAGCGAUUAAUUAUGCUUUGCAACACUCGCUAGAGUAUGCUCCGGGAUUGAUUUUCAAAAAGUUUCACACUAGCACUCGCGAUGGAGGAGACGUAGGCACUAUUCGAAGUCUCACCACCGAUAAUGAGAGAACCCAACCCGUGCUGAUCCCCGCAAUCAAAUCUAUGGAGAUGUCAACGAUGAGCUCAAAGGGUGCCACCCUCGGUUCCUCACUCAAUCGGUCUCAGUCAACCGAUCAGGCCAUCACCAACUUCGACGUGGUCAACAAAAACCUAAAAAUGCCUUGCUUAUCCAUGAAAGUCCACAAAAGGAAAGCCGACUUCUUUGGCAGACAGGACAUUCUCGACUUGAUCGAUAAGAACCUACUGCUGGAGAAUAGGAGAAAUGUCACUUUUAGUGAAGGCUUCCUCCGGUCUUUUGCCCUCUGUGGCAUGGGUGGUAUUGGCAAAACACAAAUUGCGGUAGAGUACGCAUAUUCGAGGAUGUCAAAAUACGACGCCAUCUUCUUCAUAACUGCAGAUGGUAAGACGGUCCUUUCUGAAGAGUUUGCACGCAUUGCAGUGCAAUUGGGCUUGGAGGAUCAAAGUGAAGCCAACGAUAUCACAGUUUCGCGUGAAAUUCCAGAAAACGAGGCAUCCUGGCUCCUAAUCUUCGAUAACGUUGACGAUCUCGAUGUAUUGGAUGACUUCUGGCCGACGACGGGCUCGGGCGCCGUGCUUCUCACGAGUCGUGAUUCUCUAGCGAAGAAUCAAAUUCACACUGCGAACAACGGCAUCGACCUCCAACCAUUUUCGGCUGAAGACGCUAUCCAGUUCCUGAAAACCCUCAGUCGAGGCCCUCUUCAACCCACUCAAGAAAAGUAUGCGGCGGAGUUGGCGGAUAGGCUUGGAGGUCUGCCACUCCUCAUCACCCAAAUGGCUGGUGUCAUGGCUCGCUUGCGGCUCUCCUAUUCCGAGUUCAUCGAGUUGUACAACGCAAGUGGUAUCGAGCAGAUCAGCAUGACGGGUUCGAAUAUGUCGACUCCGCAACGAGUGUACUGGAUAUCCUACAAAUUAGGCUUCGACGGACUUGCACCUACAAGUUUUGGAUUGUUAAGCUUGAUCGCCAUGCUAAAUCCAAAUCGAAUACCUGAAUUCAUAUUGACGGAUGCUUGCUCGAAAGAUUCGAAGAUAUCCCUGGAGCACUUUCCCAAGACUCUGCAACAGUACUAUGAAGCUAGGGCUCAGCUUCUUCAGACAUCACUCAUCAACCAGAACUCGGAAACGGGUGAUGUCUGGGUCCAUCGUAUUGUUCAAGAUGUGACGAACGGGAAGCUAAUCCAACAUCGGCUCGUCGACAUCUACAACCUGGCAGUCUAUGCGGAGCUGGCUACCGCCACACUUUUCAGCGAUGCUGGAUGGUAUCGAUUCGAAAGAGGCUUUCAAGAAGAGUCGAAGGAAUGGUUUGAAUUGGUACAGGAGAUCUGUGAUGGCUUAGAAGACAAGUCGUCAGAAGACGUGAAGUACAUGAUCCGUGAUACCCAUCACCAUCUAGGAACAGCCUCUGGAGAGACAAACGACACGGGACGCUUCCUCAAGCACUCCGGGAUCUGGCCAGAGAUGCUUCUGGAGAGGAAGACCCCUGACGGUGAACUCGUGGUUGACUACGAAUUGGGCAUGGGCUACAAUGAGCACGGCAAUUCACAAGCCAUGCAUAGCACGGCCAACAAAGGACUCAUCCACUGGAUUCUGGGCGAUUAUGAAGCCGCAGAACACACUUUCAUUGAUAUUAUCGUUGUUUUCCGCAGGGCUAAUGGCGUUGAUGAUAUUCUCUCCUUCAAAACCGGGAAGAUGCUCUAUGGUCUGGGCAACGUCUAUGUCAGCCAAGGAAAGUUCGAGAAAGGACUUAAAUACUAUAUUCGUUGCUUGAAACAAUAUCGUGCCACACUCGGCGAUAGACACCACCGAAUCGGAGACAUCUGUCACAGAUUGGCAGAUGACAAUCUCCGUUUCAAGAAUUAUGCCGAAGCCUAUGCUCAUCAACCAAGCCCUAAAGAACUUGCUCGAUCAACCUACAAGGCAUCACAGGUGUCUUUUGGAUCCGUGAACACUAGCAAAGCGGAGUCGGAGCUUCGAGAUGCUUUUCAUUUUCUUCAAGCUUUAGUUCCAGAUGAUGACCGCGGCAUGGAUGAACUCACAGAGGAGGACUACGACAACCUUGUCGUGUUCUGGUCGAGAUGA
Molecule: messenger RNA, 2304 nt
Organism: Mollisia scopiformis
Lineage: Eukaryota; Fungi; Ascomycota; Leotiomycetes; Helotiales; Mollisiaceae
Exons: 9
Coding region: 1-2304 (767 amino acids)
Molecular function (GO): ADP binding; protein binding
Source: RefSeq, a predicted model, not a curated record